This is a messenger RNA of Talaromyces stipitatus ATCC 10500, 1041 nucleotides long. RefSeq lists its product as uncharacterized. The record is from RefSeq and is a predicted model, not a curated record. The transcript has 2 exons. The coding region runs from base 1 to 1041 and encodes 346 amino acids. NCBI's taxonomy places the organism in Eukaryota, Fungi, Ascomycota, Eurotiomycetes, Eurotiales, Trichocomaceae.
AUGGAGACUUCUAUGUACAAUCCAUAUCUACUCGUGACAAAACUAGGCGCUGAGAGCUUCAGCCUAGUGGGCAUGCAGACUAAUGACACACUCAUCAUCGCAAUAGAAAAGUUUGCUAGGGGUGAGGAGCAAGCACUACAGGAAGCGGGAUUUAAAGCCAAACCCAAAACCCAAUUGUUGCAGGAUACUUCUUUAGAAUUCAAUAGCGCAAGGAUUAUUUUAGAGCAGGACAACGUUUUCAUGCGAACAACAGAUCGCGCGCAGAAGUACAUUGAGCAACGGGCACGAAGGGCUUACCUCGCGUCUAUCUGCCAACCAGAGGCUUCUUAUGAUCUUGCCGUCGCGGCCCAGUUGCAGGAGAAGGACCGAUCUGAAGACAACUAUUUAGCAUUGAAUAAACGCCUCAUAUGGCAAGCCGAGAAUCCUGAACGAGGUCUUAGAUUUAUCCCUCUUGAUCUAACAAAGGUAAAGAUCAUAAUCUUUAUCAAUGGAUCCUUCGCCAAUAACCGGGAUCUGACCUCCCAGAUUGGCUUUAUGAUUACAAUAGUCAAUGAGGACUUCACCGAGGAAGGCCGUUUCAUCAUAACCGGGAAUAUGGUCCACUGGGCCUCAUCCAAAUGCAAGCGCGUCACUCGGAGUGUACUGGCCUCAGAAAUCUAUGGAUUGUCGACUGGAUUUAAUCAUGCAAUCACUCUGGCUAGCACUGUCAGGAUGAUCACGGAUCGUCUCAACAUGCCCGCAAUCCCUGUCGUAGUCUGCACCGAUAGCUACUCACUAUAUGAGUGCCUCGUUAAGCUUGGGACGACCAAGGAAAAGCGUCUUAUGAUUGACCUUAUGGCGCUUCGACAAUCAUAUAAAAGACGGGAGAUUGAGGAGAUACGCUGGAUCCAUGGAGACAACAAUCCUGCGGACGCUUUCACGAAGGCGAACCCAAAUGGAGCCCUGAGAGACUUCAUUGACAAUAAUAAAUUGACAAUUCAUGUGGAGGGGUUCGUUAACAGAACCAAGCAGGACUUGGGGGUAGCCAUUGACGUUGUUUGA